Messenger RNA from Heterobilharzia americana, 4245 nucleotides. The record is from the annotation of a GenBank genome assembly. NCBI's taxonomy places the organism in Eukaryota, Metazoa, Platyhelminthes, Trematoda, Strigeidida, Schistosomatidae.
GUACUUCUAUGAAGCUUAUCCAAAGUAUGUUCCUUGAGAUUGAUCGGUUGAAAAAGAAUAUGUAACAACAAUAGCGCAAAGUUUGAAUUCCCUUUAAAAGUAUGGAGUACAUUAUUAAAGUUGAAUAAAUUAUGGAAUUUAAUGUUUUAUACCUAUCACCAUAACCGAAAAGUUAUUUUAACUCUAAGCUAAGAAGGUAUGUCAGUUACUGCUCAGCUGUGUUCGAGUUAGGGAAUUAUAAUGUAUGCUACUGUGUCAUUUCGGAUAUCGUCAGUGUGGUAGUCAAUUUACCAACAUCUCAAAGAAGCAACUGUUACCUUGAUUUUAAAACAAACUCUGAAGACGAAGAAGUAAGGGGAAUCAGAAGUGUCUUCUAAUGAGACGUAUCAUAUGAAUAUGCUCUGUUUACUUGAUUUAUUCAGAAUAUUCAAGAGGAUUCAACAUACUAAUUCAUUUUGUCAAAUUCAAUGUAUUCACUUGAUUUCAAUUAUUACUAUUAUUAUAUACAUGAUUAAAUUAUCGAAUACAAUGGAAAGAGAAUCAACAGUUUGUCCACCACAAUGUAUUUGUAGUUCAAAACGUAUGAAUUGUGAAUUGCCUGGUUUAAAGUUUUUACCAAUUCCACCAAUGUUACAAUUAGAAUAUUUAUUAAUACAAAAUCAGACAUUUAUUAGUACACAUUUAGGACCAAAUGAAUUGUCAGUUUAUCGUAGUAUUGAAUUCGGUGGAAAAAUUCAACUGAAAAGUUUACAUAUACGAUUUUGUAAUAUUGCAAGUUUAGGUCGUAAUGCAUUUCAAACAUUAGGAUCUCAAUUACGUUUAUUAGAUUUAACUGGAAAUCCAUUAGUUGAAAUAGCUGAUUAUGCAUUUGCUGGUUUAGAUCAAUUAACUUUGAUAAUGGAUGAGAUUAAAUUACCAAAUAUUCGUGAAAAUACAUUCACUGGUUUGACAAGAAUGAAAAGUUUAAUUAUACGCAAUUCUAAUCUACAUGAACUGCCUUAUAAGUCAUUGGAACAAUUGACCUCUGUUGGGAGAUUAAGCCAGUUAAUAUUGAAAGGUAAUCAAUUUAAACGUCUUGACAGUAAGUAUGAUGUGAUAUUUCGUGAGUUACAAAAUUUCGAAAUUAAUGAAAAUCCAUGGCAUUGUGACUGUCAAUUGAAUUGGUUGAUUAAACGAUAUCGUACUAUUCAUAAACGUGAUUGGAAUGAAACUAUGGAGAAUGGAUGGGAUCGUGAAGAUAGCCAACCGAAAUGUUCAACUCCACACUCAUUAGCAGGACAUAAAUUUAGUGAUCUUAUUACUGACCUUUCAGAGGCCUAUAAUCCAGGAGCAAAUACUUGGCGAAAAUCUCGUCCUCCGUUUAUACUUUAUUGCCCACCUCCACAACUUGAACGUCUUGACGUCGAUUUGACUAAUCUUCAUCAAGCUGACAGUAAAAUUCGAAGGGAUUCUUCAUUGGAAGAAUCGGAUUCCCAAUCGAAAGUAGAUAGUCAGCAUUCUACAGUACGACUGACAUGUUCAAUGAAGGGAUCAUCACAGCUAUCGAUUACUUGGUAUUACCACAAAGAUGGUAUGAUUGCAGUUAACUUGUCUAAUCAUCAUGCAACACUCAGGUACCAAGAUGAAAAGGAGAUCCCACGCUUGACUGAUGAUAAUGAAGCUUGGUCCGUUGAAGCUGCAGAAGUGAUGAGAGCCGAAAGUGAAUUAGAAGUCACAAAACAACAUAAAGUCGAUAUGUAUUCAUGUGUUGGCAAUGAUGUGAUUGGUAAUGUUACAGCAACUGUCCGUCUGCAGUGGCCAAUCAUUUUGCCAACCAAAAUUUUAGAAAAUGAUGACCAAAUAUCACCUAUAUCUAAAACCGUAUUCAACGAAAGCAAAGCUAAUUACCUAAACAACUGGCCCACCACACCACUCUCACAUUCAGGUUCAGUUCUACAUACAAAACAGUUUAGUCUAGGCGAACUUAUAGCUGCAACAGCUGGAACAUUUUUAUCGACUGUUCUACUAUUUUUUAUUAUCUAUCAAACACUUCACCGACGCCUAUCACCUUGUGAUAAACGUAAACAAUAUCGACCUCAUAAAGCAGAUACUGGUGCUUUGGAAGUACCUGGUGUAUCUCCUGGAGGGACAUCAUCAUCAAAUACGUCAUGUAGUGCCUCAAGAGCAGCUAUCACUACAAGUUCCAUAGAACCAAGUGCACCACAAAGUUUAGUAACAAAUUGUACUACAGGUCAAAUGAAUCCUGAAUCUAUUUCGUUAGCGACAAAUUUAUUAAAUGCACAACAGUUUUUUAAUGGACUACCGGGAUUUAAUCAUGCUACUCUUCCGGUGAAUAUGCGACAACAAACCAUGCAAACUGAAUUAGGUAGGUGUGUAAGACCUGCACAAAGUGGUACCAUAGGUGAUGGAAGUUUAAAUUCUAUGUCAUAUGAACCAGUAUCGUAUACAGAUGCUAACAAUGUAACAUAUGAUGUACCUUGGAUAGUGAACACUAACGGUAAUCAUAUAGGUAAUGGUGCAGUCAGUGUAAAUCAAAGAAUGUCAAAUGAACAAUGCGUACCACUUUUAUAUAAUGGAUUGCCUACUGGUAUGAUGCAUCAACUAGAAACUAAUCCUAAUUCCCUUGUUCAUGCAGGUUUACUUAUCCCACCUCCACCAUCCAUUCCACAACCAUCUUUACCAAACUCUUGUACAAAUUCAACAUUAUCUCUAAAACCUGUAACUGUUCAACCUAGUUUACAAGCUAAUCUCCUUCUUCUACAAUCUGGUUGUUAUCCGACAACAAUGAAUUCUGUGACAUCAAAUUCACAAAUAAGUCAGGGAUCUUCUGGUCUAACAAAUUAUUUAAAUUAUCAUUCAUAAUUUCAUAGAGAAUAUUUUUUUUUUGUCAUCAUCUAUCUCACCUGUUGUCUAGUGUAUCGUUUCUUCUUUAUCUUGUUCUCACUUUGUGUUAAUCACUUAAUGUUUCAUUUCUUUUUUGCAUGGUUUAUGACCUGUAAAAUGUUGACCUACUUACAGAAAGAUUGGUGAUAACAAAUAGCUUGUGAAUUUUUUCUAGUAUCCAUCACAUAGAAGAUUUUAGACAAUGUUAAAAUGUUACGUUGAAAAUUUUCUGGAAACAACUUGAAGAAGGCAGAUAGAUAUCAAAUGGAUAUUGUAUGUGAAUAUCUUGACUUUUUUUUUCGUUUUGGGACCAUUUCAUUGUGAAGAUAUGCAUUUUACUGUUAAACACUCUGUAUGUACAAAACAGAUUCACUCACCUAACAUAUAUAUCUUUUGAUAGUGAUUUAAAAGAUGAUCCAGUUGAAUCAUGAAUUGAUUCAGAAAUUAUUACUGGAUCACUUCUGUUUCAUUUUUAGUUGAGUAAUAAUGAUUGUUUCAAUGAUUAGAACUACUCUUUUCUUCGAUAAAUGUAUGCAUUAGAUGGAUAUACUAACAUUGUUCAGAUAUGAAAUACUAAUGCGAAGAUAAUUAUCUCUUUUAGUGGCUGUGCUAUUACUAUUAUUAUUAUUAAUACUUCUACUGUUAGUCGUACUGUUCAUUUUCUUUUCUGUCUACCGUCUUAAUUGUUAAUGCAUAGAAUAUGCUAUGUUUGUGUACACAUAUUUGCAGGUAUGUUUACAUUUGUAUAACAUGAUUCUUCAUUUUUGUUGUUCGUUUGACAAUUAUUUCUUUAUGUACCUUCGGCAGACCAUAUAAAAGGGGAAAUGUUUGAACCAGAUGGUUCAAUUAUUUCUUUAUAUGACGCAAUUGACCUCUUAGUGAUUGAAUAGCAUCUCUGUUACUCAGCAAUCAUGUUCCUAGGAAAUGAACAUACAAAUAAAUAUUACACUGUCCAUUAUGUAAUGUGUUGGAUAAUUUUGUUGUUUUCUAAUCCUUUUUUUUUUAAUUUUCCUUGUCUGAAAUUUAAUGAGUUUUACCUGUUCAUAUAUAUAAAAAGUAAAGUGCAGAGAAUUUUUAAAAAUAGUCGUUUUGUUUAAUGAUGUGAUAAAAAGAAGUUGGAGAAUAUUUUUUCGCUGUGGGAAAACCAUGAUCAGUGGUCACUUAGAGUAGGUUAUACUAGAAAACAGAUGGAUUUUUCACAUGAAGUGUUGAGUAAAUAAUAGACUGCAGGGUUAAAGACUUACGAUACGUAUAUAAUGAUUGUUUGUACGCAAAAAGUCAAAAUAAAAAGCGGAGGAUUAACAAGGUACAUGCUUCUCAGUGGAGAUUCAAGUUUUAUUGUAAAUAUAAAUUACUAGUAAU